Styela clava is the source of this 1033-nucleotide messenger RNA. NCBI's taxonomy places the organism in Eukaryota, Metazoa, Chordata, Ascidiacea, Stolidobranchia, Styelidae. The record is from RefSeq and is a predicted model, not a curated record.
UACUGCUGUACCGGUAUGCUGUGUAUUCACAUGUGAUAUUUAUUUUUCAGAUUUGUCUUUAGAAUACCGGUAUCCUUCAUUAAUUCAAUCUUGUUUAUACCGUACCAUGAGUCUAUCAAAUCAGCAAAAACUUGGAAUCAUGCUAUGGGCAAAGCGCCGCCGUGAAAGAGAAAACAAUACCUGUACCGGUACACGAAAUUCAAGGCGAUGGUGGGUGCACCCCAUCUUGAGAAAACGAGAGGAAGCUGGUGAAUUUCAUGCACUGGUACAGGAAUUACGGUUGCAGCGACCUGCAUAUUUCAAGGAAUAUUUUAGAAUGUCGACAAAAGAGUUUGACAAGUUACUUGGAAUUGUUGGUCCAAAAAUAGAAAAAUUAACGACGACGUACAGAAGGCCAAUUUCCGCUGCAGAGCGAUUGGCUGUAACAUUGAGAUUCUUGGCAACUGGAGACUCUUAUCGGACCAUUGCCAAUAGUUAUCGUUUAGGGAUUUCCACCGUUUCCCUCAUUGUACCAGAUACAUGCAGAGCCAUUUGGGACACACUCCAACCAAUGGUUUUGCAAUGCCCAUCCACCCAAGCUGCAUGGACAACAAUUGGGAAUGACUUUGAAGCGAGGUGGCAAUUCCCGAAUUGUUUAGGUGCCAUUGAUGGCAAACAUGUCAUCAUUCAAGCCCCAAACAAUUCGGGAUCCAUGUUUUUUAAUUAUAAAAAGACGCACAGCAUUGUGUUGAUGGCUGUGGUGGAUGCAAAUUAUAAAUUUGUGGCAGUCGACGUUGGAGGGUAUGGGAGGAGCAGUGAUGGGGGUAUAUUUGCCGACUCCUGUUUUGGCAGAAGAUUGGCCAAUGGUACCCUCAAUCUUCCUAAUCCUAGGCCAUUGGGAAGGACGAGUCAUGGAGACUGCACCCCAUUUGUAUUUGUAGCUGAUGAGGCAUUCCCUUUGAAGGAAAAUAUUAUGAGACCAUAUGGUGGGAACAACCUGAACUCAAAACAGAAAAUAUACAACUACAGGUUGUCAGGGCUCGCCGAAUGGUAG